Messenger RNA from Aspergillus luchuensis, 429 nucleotides. It is a transcript of the gene SPC24, whose product is annotated as kinetochore Spc24 family protein. The coding region runs from base 1 to 429 and encodes 142 amino acids. The record is from RefSeq and is a predicted model, not a curated record. NCBI's taxonomy places the organism in Eukaryota, Fungi, Ascomycota, Eurotiomycetes, Eurotiales, Aspergillaceae. The transcript is spliced from 2 exons.
AUGCUCCUCGACGAGAAUCCCGCUGGUCUCAUCAACCACACCAUCGGCAACUUCAACAUCCACCCCGAUAAACAAGCCGUCACCCGCAUCAAUGACUCGCUCGCCGCGCUACAGCAAUCGCGUGAGCUGCGCACGCGCGAAGCUGAAUCAGCUCUGCGCAAGCUCUCCCGGCACCUGUCCGCCCUGACGGCCCAACAUGAGGAGGCCGUGAUGGCGCAUGACUCCGGCAAGCACGCCGCGGAGAUGGUCGAGCUGGACACGAAGAAAUUCCGUAUUGCCAAGUCAGCUACCGAGCUGGAGAUUGAGAGUGAGCGGCUAGAGGGCGAGCUGGAGAUGUUGAAGGAGCGCCUGGCCGAUCUGGAGGCGCAGGGGUUGGAAGGUGAUGAACCGACGCGCCGGGAGCGUGAGAUGGAUGAUGCGACGCUGUGA